CCCAAUCCCAAGAACCAGAUCUGAUAUCAACUCACAGAAGCAAUAAACCCAGGAAAGGCGAAAAUGCCCCUCCAGAUGCUGCUGGAGAUCCUCGAAAUGAUCGUGGCCCCGCUGGAUCACCGCGCCGACAUCAACGCGCUGGCGCGCACGAGCCGGGAGCUCCACCGCCAGCUCAAUCCGUACCUGUACCGGCCGAGCGCCGACUACGUCCAGAGCUUCAAUCUGCUGUGGGCGGCGCGGGUUGGGUAGCUCGGCACGGCGCGGCGGUGGAUCGCCAUCAUGCGCGACACGCCGGGCAUGCACCGGCCGGAGACGCGGUACAUGCAGGCG
This is a messenger RNA of Aspergillus fijiensis CBS 313.89, 330 nucleotides long. RefSeq lists its product as uncharacterized. NCBI's taxonomy places the organism in Eukaryota, Fungi, Ascomycota, Eurotiomycetes, Eurotiales, Aspergillaceae. The transcript has a single exon. The record is from RefSeq and is a predicted model, not a curated record. The coding region runs from base 64 to 249 and encodes 61 amino acids.